Solanum stenotomum is the source of this 2005-nucleotide messenger RNA. RefSeq names its product cytochrome P450 94C1-like. NCBI's taxonomy places the organism in Eukaryota, Viridiplantae, Streptophyta, Magnoliopsida, Solanales, Solanaceae. Gene Ontology annotation, molecular function: oxidoreductase activity, acting on paired donors, with incorporation or reduction of molecular oxygen; iron ion binding; monooxygenase activity. The transcript has a single exon. Bases 138 to 1631 code for a protein of 497 amino acids. The record is from RefSeq and is a predicted model, not a curated record.
AAUAUUGAAAUAUUAAACAAUUUGGUUCAAUUUAUCUCUCCUUAUUCCUUCAUCUCCCAUUUGUGUUCUAUAAUUCUAUCCUUUCCAUCUAUUUUAUCUUUAUCCCAAAAAAAGAAUUCAUCCUUUUUUCCCAAAAUAUGGAUCAUCUUGAUGUUUUUUGGUGGUUGAAGUCUUUUCAUGUCUAUUCUAUUCUUAUCUUCAUCACAAUUUCUCUAUUUUCUCUUAUCUUUUAUAUAGUGAGGGUAAAACUUUGGUGCAAUUGUGAAAUUUGCCAUGCUUACAUCACAACAAGUUGGUCUUCACAGUUCAUCAAUUUGUGUGAUUGGUACACACAUCUUCUAAAAAAAUCACCAACAAGAACAAUACACAUACAUGUUCUUGGCAGUAUCAUUACUUCAAAUCCUCAAAAUAUUGAGUAUAUGCUCAAAACAAGAUUUGACAAUUAUCCAAAAGGGAAAACGUUCUCUACUAUCUUGGGUGAUUUUCUUGGUAGGGGAAUAUUUAAUGUUGAUGGGGAUUUAUGGAGAUUUCAAAAAAGAAUAUCAAGUCUUGAACUUGGAAAAGUCUCUAUAAGAUCAUAUGCAUUUGAAGUGGUGAAAAAUGAGAUUGACAAAAGGCUUAUUCCACUUUUAGAUGAAUAUAAACAAAGUGGGGUACUUCUUGAUAUUCAAGAUGUUUUUAGAAGAUUUUCAUUUGAUUGUAUUUGUAGAUUCUCUUUUGGAUUAGACCCUAAAUGUUUAGAAUCUUCACUACCUAUCUCACAAUUUGCUCUUUCCUUUGACCUAGCAUCAAAAUUAUCAGCUAAAAGAGCUAUGACAACAUCACCUAUUGUUUGGAAAAUCAAGAGAUUUUUCAACAUAGGGAGUGAAAAAGAGUUGAGGGAAGCAAUAAAAGUGAUCAAUAUUCUAGCACAAGAAGUUAUAAGGCAAAAGAGAAAAUUAGGUUUUUCAAAUCAUAGGGAUCUUCUUUCAAGAUUCAUGGGAUCGAUAAGUGAUGAAACUUAUUUGAGAGAUAUUGUCAUAAGCUUUCUACUAGCCGGUAGAGACACUAUAGCAUCCGCGUUAACAAGUUUCUUUUAUGUGAUUGGAAACCAUCCAGAAGUCACUAAAGCCAUUAGAGAAGAAGCUAAUCGAGUUCUAGGUACGAAUGAAGAUCUCACAAGUUGUGAACAAAUGAGUGAGCUUCAUUAUCUACAAGCAUGUGUUUAUGAAAGUAUGAGACUUUACCCUCCUAUACAAUUUGAUUCAAAAUUUUGUUUAGAAGAUGAUUAUUUACCUGAUGGGACUUUUGUGAAAAAGGGAACAAGGGUUACAUAUCAUCCUUAUGCUAUGGGAAGAAUGGAAGAAUUAUGGGGUUGUGAUGCUUUGGAGUUCAAGCCUCAAAGAUGGUUGAAAGAUGGGGUUUUUGUCCAAGAAAAUCCAUUCAAGUAUCCAGUAUUUCAAGCUGGACUUAGGGUGUGUUUGGGUAAAGAAAUGGCACUUGUUGAGCUUAAAAGUGUGGCUCUCUCUUUACUAAGGAGAUUUCACGUCGAAUUAGCUCAACCAUAUCACCACACCCCUCAAUUCUCUCCUGGCCUUACUGCCUCUUUCAACGGUGGCUUAUUGGUUUCAGUGCGAGAAAUAAGUCCAUAAGUUGAAAAUAUGGAUCAAAAAAGUACUCCAUAUGUGUAUAUAUUGUUCUAGUCAAAAGUGGUAAGUUCUGUUGAACCUGCAGAACUCGCUCUAGCUAAAGUAGUAACUUAACUAUAUGUGGUAUAGCAUAUUCAAGAAACCCUAAUCAUGGAGGAUGGAACUCAUUUCAAGAUAUCAAGUAAGAAGUUUUUCCCUCUUUUAGCUAAAGGCAAAAAUUUUGUUAUGUUAUGGCAUAUUCAAAAUAUUUGUUUUCUAGCUAAGUGGUAUUUUUUUCAAAUUAUAUAUGUUUUAGCUAUGAAGAAGAUGUUAUAUAUGUAAUUUGUUUCUUGAUAUGUCGUAGAAGUUGUAUAUAUAUACGUAUUGCUUGUUGAACU